AUGCUUGAUAGUUCUGAAAUUGAUGGCCCGUUGGAAGGAACUCUCCUUGGAAUAACUGAAGAGGAGAGGAAAUAUCAGCGAGGAAGACUUAGAGAUUACGAACAACGACUGAUGAAGGACGUUGAAGACAGAGUACGUCUGGAAGAAAAGGUUCAUCACCUGGAGGAAGAAAGCAGCCAUUCCCCCUCGAAGUCAACGGCAUUUGCCAAGAGGGAGGACGAAAGUCUCGCUUCAGUCCUGCAAGAUGAACCGAAGGAAUUGUCAGCAGCCAGGAAAAGGAUCUCAUCGCUUGAAAUGGAGCUGGAGAUACUAAGAAAAGAAAGGACCGAACUCAAGGAGACGCUCAGUGCGCGAUAUCGAGAGGAAUGCCUGCUGAAGAAAUGGAUAAGCGAGAAAGUGGAAGAGAUAGACAUGUUAAAACACAUGAAUGAGGACUUGGCAAAAGCGAACGCAGAAACGAAGAGAGAGAACUCCGAAUUGUUGAAUGAAUUGGAAAAACUGAGACUUUCUGCAGGAAAACACAGAACACAAUUCUCUGAACGUCAAACCAAGGAAGACGAAUCGGAGGAGCUUCGGAAGGAACUUCAAAGGGAGAGAGAGAUUAAUGACUGCAUGAGAGACCUUUGCAAACUACAAAAAGGUCAAAUUGAGGCUUUGACGCGCCCAGCAGCGAUAGUUCAUUGCAGUUCAGAGACAAGAGAAACAACUCUGGUAACAGAAGUGACACAAAAGGAACGUCGGGAGAUAAGGAAGGAAGGGAAAGAUAAAAGUACCAUGGAGAAGAAAGGGGAGGCAGAGAAGGAACAAGCGAAGGAAUAUGAAUCAGAGAGAACUUUAAAAGGAACCAGUGACUUGAAAAGAGAGAAGAAGAGGCAGACCGAGGAUCUUGCAGAAUCACUGACAGAGGAAAUAUUAGCCAAGGACUGCAGUACCGAGGGUUUGGACAACAAAGAAGACACUGAUACCGGAGAGAAUGAGAAGGUUACAAUAAACUUCCGCGAAAGGGGAAUUUUUACUGAGGAUAUGGAGAACCUUGCUCAUGCAUUGAAGAAGAAAGGGGAGGCAGAGAAGGAACAAGAGAAGGAAUAUGAAUCACAGAGAACUUUAGAAGGAACCAGUGACUUGAAAGAGAGGCAAGAAGAGGCAGGAGACCGAGAUCUUGCAGAAUCACUGACAAAGGAAAUAUUAGCCAAGGACUGCAGUACCGAGGGUUUGGACAACAAAGAAGACACUGAUACCGGAGAGAAUGAGAAGGUUAUAAUAAACUUCCGCGAAAGGGGAAUUUUUACUGAGGAUAUGGAGAACCUUGCUCAUGCAUUGAAGAACAACGUUCUAAAUCUCAUAAGAAAAGUCUGGUUUAAGAUUCGCCAACAGAUCGAAAACGGAGGCAAAAGAAUUAGGAAUAGACUGGAAACUGUGUCAAGGCAAACCACUCUCAUGUCCUGCACACUCACGACUUCAGUGCGCAAUAACUCUGAGCGAAUGUAA
Messenger RNA from Macrobrachium nipponense, 1488 nucleotides. RefSeq lists its product as uncharacterized. The record is from RefSeq and is a predicted model, not a curated record. The transcript has a single exon. The coding region runs from base 1 to 1488 and encodes 495 amino acids. NCBI's taxonomy places the organism in Eukaryota, Metazoa, Arthropoda, Malacostraca, Decapoda, Palaemonidae.